This is a messenger RNA of Trichoderma atroviride IMI 206040, 1242 nucleotides long. RefSeq lists its product as uncharacterized. The record is from RefSeq and is a predicted model, not a curated record. NCBI's taxonomy places the organism in Eukaryota, Fungi, Ascomycota, Sordariomycetes, Hypocreales, Hypocreaceae.
AUGAUUCAGCAGCAACGGCUCCCAAUACAGCCGCCAUUCUCGUCCCCUUACUCUAAUCUGCUUGUAACCGAGUACUUCUCCAUACUAGACUUGGCACCUUUCACUGGGCUGCGUCUAGGAGCCACUACACUCUCCUUCUUCACCAAAGACCCUUCAAACAUCAUUCGAGCAUUGUCUUCGUCCGUUCCAGGGAGCCAAAAGUUCUUAUCAUUUAUCUUCCCACGAUACGGUCAGGCUCUUACUUUAAGCCUCGCUGUGGACUGUAUUGUGGUGAAGGUUCAACAAAUGAUAAUGGAUGUUGGGAGCACCUUUGCUCACAAUAUUGUGUUGCGCCAGCAUACCAGAGUUCUUGAGUGCAUCCAGCAAGACUUGAACGACAGGAGCCAGUGGAUGAGCUCUGAGACAUUGUGUGCAAUACAGUUGCUAGGGUUAUUUGAUCUGAUCAAUAAUGCCAGCCUUCAGUCGUGGUUGUGCCACGUCGCGGGUGCUUCAAGGCUGAUUGAACAGCGUGGUGCUCGGAAUUUUAAAUCCGACUUUGAUCUGGCCAUUCUCACAGCACAGAUUGGCCCUAUAAUUACGGAAGCGAUUCUUGACAACAGACAUUGCUUUCUUACAGACGAAUCUUGGAAGACGGUCAUUUGCGAGUCUAUUCUCAGCGAUGAGUAUUUCUAUAAUUACCGAGAUAUCGUAACUUGCUUAUGGACGCAUCUUGUCUGGGGUCCAAACCAUUUCAAAUUGGCGACUGAUAUGAUCUCAGCAAUGGAGGCUCCAACACCCCAAGAGUACACUGCUCUCAUUAAGGAUAUGAUAAGCCACAAUGAGAGCUUGCUAUGUUUGACGGAUCUUUUACAACAACGGCUUGCUGCUGCGGACAACAGAAGCGAGAUUGUGCCUGGCUCCAAAGGAUCGCAAGUAAAUCCGUUAGAGAUUGAGGGAACUUUGAUCAUAUGCCGUCUAAUGAAGUUGCGACUUCUGUUCGCCUUGGACCCAGCCCGAUUUUCUGCCAUGGAAGCCGAGAGCCAGAAUUUGGCUAGUCAAGUCAUGUACUUUGACGAACAAUUAGGUCAAGAAAAAGAAGGCAGGAUAAUGGGGGGAUUGUUCAUGUCACAAACAACGUGGAUAGCGAGGGCCACUAUAGAAACGUAUGAUGUGUGGAAAACUGAGGUGGGGAGUGAAGGGAUGAUUGCGAAAUGGAAGUUUGAGGCGUGGUGUUGUGCUAUGGGAAGAAGAAUCAAUGUCUAG